AUUAUUAUCGAGCGCUUUACGCGGAUGCAGGAGUAAAGUAAUUGACAAUAAACGCAUCGAAUGCAGUCGACAUCGCCCAGUCUGUUUGUGUAGCGCUUUUUAUUGUCAUUUUAUCAAUGACACAUCUAUACUCGGAAGGCAUUGUGUGAACUCUGCAGUCGCUGACAAACAUCUGUUACGACCAGGAGACAUGGAACAUAUCCGAACCCCAAAGGUGGAGCAGGUCCGACUGUUGGAUCGCUUCAGCAACAAAUCCACCAGCGGCACACUGUACCUCACCGCCACGCACCUCAUCUUUGUGGAGAGCGGGUCCAAUGGCUCAACGACGUCUGCCGGACAGGAGAUUUGGAUUUUGCACCACCACAUCGCAUCUGUGGAGAAGCUGUCGCUCACCACCACAGGAUGCCCGCUUGUCAUUCAGUGUCGUAAUUUCCGAGUGGUUCACUUUGUGGUGCAGCGAGAACGCGACUGCCAUGACGUCUACAGCUCGUUGCUGCGUCUUCUUCGGCCCGAAUCCUACGAUGAGCUCUACGCGUUCUCCUACAACCCCAAACAGAAUGACCAGCAGCGGGAGGAAGGUUGGCAGCUCAUUGACCUGGGGGCGGAGUUUGAGAGGAUGGGUGUCCCCUGUGACCAAUGGCAACUCACCGACGUCAACCGAGACUACAAGAUCUGCGAGACGUAUCCACGCGACCUGUACGUUCCCAUCACGGCCAGUAAGCCCAUUAUCGUGGGAAGUUCCAAGUUCAGGAGCAAAGGACGCUUCCCCGUGCUGACUUACUUCUACCAGGAAAAGAAGGCGGCAGUGUGUCGGUGCAGCCAGCCUCUGUCUGGGUUCAGCGCGCGCUGCUUAGAAGACGAGAGCAUGCUUCAGGCCAUCAGCAAGGCCAAUCACAACAGCCGAUUUGUUUACGUUAUGGAUACAAGACCGAAACUUAACGCACUCGCCAACCGAGCGGCGGGCAAAGGCUACGAAAACGAGGACAACUACUCAAACAUCCGCUUCCAGUUUGUGGGCAUCGAGAACAUCCACGUGAUGAGGACCAGUUUGCAGAAGCUACUGGAAGUUACCGGAACGAGGGCUCUCUCCAUGAGCGACUUCCUGGUUGGACUGGAGAGCUGUGGUUGGUUGAGGCACAUCAAGGCUAUCGUGGAUGCGGCGAUCUUUCUGGCGAAGUCAGUGACUGUGGAAGGGGCAAGCGUGUUGGUUCACUGUUCCGACGGGUGGGACCGGACGGCCCAGGUGUGCUCUUUGGGGUCUCUGCUCAUGGAUCCGUACUACCGCACCAUCAAGGGCUUCAUGGUGCUGAUCGAGAAGGACUGGAUCUCCUUUGGACACAAGUUUGCAGACAGGUGUGACCAGUUGGAUGGAGACCCAAAGGAAGUGUCGCCUAUCUUCACUCAAUUCCUGGAGUGCGUCUGGCAGCUUUCCGAGCAGUUCCCUCAGGCGUUCGAGUUCAGCGAGUGGUUCCUGCUGCAGAUCCACGAACACGUCCACUCGUGUCAGUACGGAAACUUCCUCGGCAACAACCAGAGACAGAGAGAAGACCUGCAGUUGAGAGAUCGAACUCACUCGUUGUGGGCGUACCUCCUGAGCGAAAAAAACAACUACUUGAAUCCUUUCUACGACCCGGCGUACGCCGAAGCGCACCCGGUGUUGGAGCCCUGCACCUUGCCCUACCACUUCAAGUUCUGGAGAAAUAUGUACCACCAGUUUGAUCGCUCCAUGCACCCCCGCCAGUCCAUCCUGAAAAGCAUUCUGACAGCCAGAGAGAACAGUCAAAAGGCGGAGAUCAAGCUGCAAGCGCUGGAGACUAGGCUCAAUCAGCUCGGCGUGACGCCCAUCGUGACCGCAGACCCCCCGGCUCCCCCUCCCACAAGGGAUAACCGCUCACUCUCCAACCCUCUGCCACCACGCCCCGACACACUCAUUCUGGGCGCGCCCGUCAAUCACAAAGAAGCCCGGCGUCAGCAAGAAGAGGACGGCGAACACGAGGAAGUCGGCGAGGAGGCCACCGAGAGCACCGACACGGAGCGGACAGUAGAGGGCAGCAGCGGCACGGAGAGUCGAAAGCAGAGCUACGGCGAACUGGAAGGGACAUAUAACAGCGAGCCGGCUAAAGAGGAGCCGGCCGUGGUGAGUCUGGAGUUCGGAGUGGCGCGCAUGACCUGCUGAAACGUGCGGCGCGGGGGAGACCGUCUUCUUCUUCGUGUGAUUUCCUGUGCUGAUUACGUAAUAGGCCCGAAUGGGCCGCGUUCAUGUCUAUAGUCUAAAUCUCUAUGGAAAGCUUCAUUAUGUCAUAUUGCACCUAUAGAAAUGCAUUGCUUUUCUUUUUUUUAAUGAAUGUUGGGACGCACAAUAGAGAAUUAAUGAAAUGAAUAAGAUAAUAAAUUCAUCUACAGUAAA
Molecule: messenger RNA, 2407 nt
Organism: Doryrhamphus excisus (bluestripe pipefish)
Lineage: Eukaryota; Metazoa; Chordata; Actinopteri; Syngnathiformes; Syngnathidae
Source: RefSeq, a predicted model, not a curated record